CUUCGUCUCGGCUGAUUUUAGGAGAAAGUAAACAGCUCUGCACACGUCUUAUCAGUGAGGAGCAGCCUUGUAACCGUGCGGCGCUAUCCAUGCUAUCUCGGGCCAAAACAGGACGAGCCCCCCCCCUCGGUGCAGAUGUUUCAGCUUGUUCUCAUGUCGUGCACAACGAGACGACACCGGUCUUUGCGUUCAUCGAGAAGACAGGAGGAUGACCUGCGAUCACCUGAGACGAUUGUUGGCACUUUCCAUCAUAGCGUGCGUCACGAGCGUGGCCUCCGGCAUCCCAGGCAGGCGAUAUUUCCAGAAGAAAGUCUCUGUUAUGCUGGAAAAGGAGCCAGAAACCCCCAAAUGCUUUGCAGAGAGCAAGGACUUGACCUGCUUUUGGGAGGAAGAUGAGGAGAGGGCUGGCUCUGUGGAGCAGUAUUCCUUCAUAUACACCUACCAAAAUGAAAACGGCAGCGAAUGCCCACUGACAGUCCACAAUAUGUCCGGGGGAAAGAAGCUGUACAGCUGCCACCUGGAUCAAGCUUGCAUGUUUGUCCAAAUGGACAUUCAAAUUCGUCGAGACGGAAACCUGAUCCACAAUCGCAGCCUUCAGGUGGAACGUUUGUUUCUGCUGGACCCUCCCGCUAACGUGACUGUGAGUAGCACUGGUCAAGAGGGUCAGCUGAAUGUCAGCUGGAUACCUCCUCCUCUCAAACACAUGGAUGACAGCAUGAUGUACGAGGUCUCCUACGCCACGGUCGACAGUCGUACGGCGCAGCUGGUUUUGCAGGUCGAGGUGGUACAAGCCAGCUCCAGGAUGAUCUUGAGGAGCCUGCAGCCAGGCACUAAGUACACGGUGCGGGUUCGGGUGAAACUGGAUGGAAUUAGCUACAAUGGCUACUGGAGUUUGUGGAGUGACCCAGUAUUCAUGGAGACACCGCCUGCAGAACUCAACCCACUCAUUGUGUUCCUAAUCCUCAUCAUGUCUUUCAUCCUCAUGGUGCUGUCUUUCACUGUGCUCGUGUCCAAUCGCAGGUUUCUAAGAAAGAAGAUUUGGCCAACUAUUCCAACUCCCGAUGGAAAGUUUCAAGGCCUUUUUACUGAUUACGGUGGUGACUUUCAGGAGUGGUUGAGCCAUACAACUGGGGGCUUGUGCUCGACCCCAGCGUUGUUCUACAACGAGGAAUACCCCACUUCUCUGGAGGUUCUCUCAGAGCUAAGCCUGAAGCCCCCACUACCCGCUCCAUCUCUACCACCAAAAAUGUCGAGCGCUUUCACACUCCAAUACACAGAGGAGGAUGUGCAGGAGGGUCUGGAUUUGGCACUGAGGAAAAAGCCACAACAUCACUGGCUGAUGGAGAACCUAAGUGUGCAGAACCAGCACCCUGUUCCUUGCUCCCAGUCAUCUCGACUGGAGUCUCAGGAUACUUAUGUCACCCUCACUGAGAACAACCGCAGCCAAGAAAAUAACACUUUGCCCCUAGAGGUGCUUUUGGCCUUUAAAAAGACAAUGCUGACUGAAGCUCACUGACCUGGGUCUGUACCACAGCUUCAGUAACCAACGCACGGCUGGAUACCCAAAAGACAUGGGCUACACACUCCAAGUCCUCUGUGGAACAUAGUCCCAUGAGUAGAGCCGAUUAUUUACGCCUGUUCAAGGAUGAACCUUCCUGCCAAUGCAGCCAUUAGACCAGGAUGACUCCCGAGUUGACAAACACUCAGAUGGAUGGGACUGAGGCAAGCAGAAGACCAUUUGGAUCAUCAGCCUUCUCAUCAGCACCGCCAUAAUGACAAAGAAUUAUCUCCAUCAUUUCUUAAUGAUCAAAGUCUUCCGAGACCUGUCAGAGUACUUAGAAAUGCUAAUCUCUGUGUUGUUCUCGCUAAACACUAGUAUUCAGGUUGGCAUAUACAUCUGGUGUCCCUGUAGAAUGUGUAUAACUUUACAAAAUUUGAUUGGCCUUUCCUUAGAGAUUCUUUUACUGUAUAUUCAGGAAAUUGUAAUAAUUGUUAGCAAAGAAAACACAGCUGAAACUUUGAAAGACUGAACACAGAGCAACGAGCCAUCAAUAUUUAAAUGCUUCGCCGACAGAUGAUGGCGGAUCUAAAAGUCCAUUCAUUCAUUUGCUAUGACUAUUCAGUCCAGGUGUACUCCAUCCCUACUGGUCGCCAGUCAAUCGCAGGGCGAUCGUGGAGCGUGCGUAGAGGGCCACACCAACGAAAUGAACUUCAACCUUGGGAAACACUUAACUAUAUGGCUCUUCUUUUGACAAGUACUCCCUUACAUCUGACAGAACUUAUUUCUCUCUGCCAUUAUAACCUCAUCGUCAGAGCAAAGGAGGUACUGUAAGUCCACUGCCAUCCUCUGGGUGUUUUGGGCUACAGCUCCACAUAUUCACCCACUAUGUACUAAGAAUUAACGUCUGUUCCCAUGCUAGUACCGUUUUGUGCAGAUUAAUGCGAGUUGUGCCAUCAUGGAGGUCUGCAUGGAAGUAGUUCAACUUGCCAUAAUUGGCAUCGUGUCGUUCUUCAAGAGACCACAAAUGUCUUUAUUAGACUGAAUCAAUAGAGCCUUUACUGGUUGCAGCCAAGUAGUGCACUCCGUUUUUCCUCAAUUGCUUUGAGGCAUGAUUAAUCAACAAUCAAUUCCACACAAUAUAGCAAUUCAUUGAUUACGACCAUCCCCACUCAGAAUCUUGGUUGCUACAAGUGAUUAGAAA
Phycodurus eques (leafy seadragon) is the source of this 2702-nucleotide messenger RNA. RefSeq names its product erythropoietin receptor (gene epor). Lineage: Eukaryota; Metazoa; Chordata; Actinopteri; Syngnathiformes; Syngnathidae. The transcript has 8 exons. The record is from RefSeq and is a predicted model, not a curated record. Gene Ontology annotation, biological process: cytokine-mediated signaling pathway; positive regulation of cell population proliferation; hemopoiesis. Gene Ontology annotation, cellular component: external side of plasma membrane. Bases 209 to 1516 code for a protein of 435 amino acids. Gene Ontology annotation, molecular function: protein binding; cytokine receptor activity.